CCUGGUACCGCCACCUCUGUUUUCUUUUUCUGAAGUCACAUUUGACGAGGUUCGCGAUGUAAUAGAUAAUCUCAAAAAUAAAAACAGUAAAGAUAUUUUUGGUUUCAAUUUAAAAAUUGUAAAAUGUAUAAAGAACAUAAUUUUGAUCCCUUUAACACGACUGAUUAAUAUUUGUCUUAGAGAAAAUAUUAUUCCAACUGUUCUAAAGAGAGCUAGUGUCACACCUAUUUUUAAGAACGGCAAUGUUGAUUCACCAGAGAACUACAGACCUAUAUCCCUUCUUCCAGUUAUUUCUAAGAUCUUUGAAAAAUGUAUGGCUUUGAGACUCGUAACCUUUUUUGAGGCAAAUGAAUUGUUUUCACAAUAUCAGUUUGAUUUUCGCCAGGGUAAGAGCACUGUUAUGGGUGUACUUAACCUGAUUUCUUCUAUAAUUGAUGCUUUCCAUGGAGGAGGGUAUAACACGGUUCUUUUCUGUGAUCUUAGUAGGGCAUUGUGUGAGCCAUGACAUCCUUUUAAAAAAGCUCCAUGCCUACUACAACUUUAGUUAUGAUUCCGUUAAACUAAUUGAGUCUUACCUUAGUAAUAGAACUCAGGUGGUGAGAUGUGAUGGAGUGACAUCAGCGGAGCGAAGUGUUAAUAUUGGCGUCCCACAGCUCCAUCUUGGGCCCAAUUCUUUAUUUAAUUUACAUACCUCUCAAUAACAAUAUGGCAAACUUUACUCUCUUCGCGGAUGGUACGACGGUCUCUCACACCGCUAACAGUUUUGAGCGCUCAAUGGCACAGUCUCUGGCUGCGCAGGAUGAGGCUGAGCUGUGGUUUUGCUCCAAUAAGCUGUUGCUAAAUAAAGAUAAGACAAAGAUAAUGGUAUUCUCCAUGCGAGGCCUGCCUGGAGACAGUGAUUUGGUUGGUGAAGCCAAGUUUCUGGGGGUUACUUUGGAUCGAAGAUUGCAAUGGGUCCUUCACAUUGACAGUGUUGCUGGAAAGGCCACCAAAGGUAUAUAUGUGUUACGGAGUCUGUCUUCUUGUGUUUCUGUAGCCAUAUUUAAAAUGGCUUACUUUGCCGUUUGCCAUUCACAUAUAUCCUACGCCAUUCCGGCUUGGGGGCAUUCUUCAGGGGUCCAUAGACUAUUCGCCUUGCAAAGAAGAGCAGUUAGGGUUGUGAGCCGUUUGGGCUACAGGGACGAUUGCAGAGAUACCUUUGUCAAGUUGGGAAUCCUUACUGAGCCUUGUUUAUAUAUUUUUGAAAAUCUACUAUUCGUUAAAAGAAACUCUAACUAUGUAACUCAUGGGGACGUCCAUGAGCACAAUACUACGCAUAAGAACAAUCUAGUACCUCCUUAUUGGCGACUGAGAAGGUGUCAAGAUGGACCUGGUUAUUGGGCGGUCAAAUUUUUUGAUGUACUUCCAGAGGGCUUAAAAUCGCUUCCGUUUAAAGAUUUGAAAGUUUAAAUCAAAAUUCAUUCUUAUUAAUAACUCAUUUUACACGUUUGAAGAGUUUAUAAGACAUACAUUUUAGCUAUAAAUCUUAAUAUGUUAUGUUAGCGUUAUAUCUUUAUGAGUGCUGGUGUACUUGUUUGUAAUUUUUUAUGAUCAUUAGCACUUCCUUUGUUUUAAUUCUAAUGCAAUUCUCAUUUGAUCUACUGACUAUGUAAACAUAUUUUAUGUAUUGUGACAUGAAUAAAGAAUU
This is a messenger RNA of Acanthoscelides obtectus, 1687 nucleotides long. The record is from the annotation of a GenBank genome assembly. Lineage: Eukaryota; Metazoa; Arthropoda; Insecta; Coleoptera; Chrysomelidae.